This is a messenger RNA of Momordica charantia (bitter melon), 1781 nucleotides long. RefSeq names its product putative receptor-like protein kinase At2g42960. Gene Ontology annotation, biological process: protein phosphorylation. The record is from RefSeq and is a predicted model, not a curated record. NCBI's taxonomy places the organism in Eukaryota, Viridiplantae, Streptophyta, Magnoliopsida, Cucurbitales, Cucurbitaceae. Gene Ontology annotation, molecular function: ATP binding; protein kinase activity.
UGCUGAUGAGCAGUCAUUAUCACCACAAUCAAAGUGAAUGAAUCCCAUGAAGACUUAGACAAAUUUCUUUCUUUUUUCUUGCUUCUUUUUUGACUCUCUGUGCUGCUCUGAGAAAGGUGCAAAACUACUUAUGAUGACAACUUCUUCUUCUUCAUACUUAAGUUUUUCUGUCAUCCAUUUUCUUGCCUCCUCCUCCUCCUGUUUCAUCAGAGGUUUCUGAGUGUUUGUUUUUUCUGCUGCAAUUCAGUGAUGUCUUCUUCAGAGAUUUGUUUUGGGUUUACUUUGAAGGAUGGAUGCUUCUAUGCCAUUAGGGGGUGUUUGGGUGUGGCAAAGGAAUUUCAGAAGUUGGCUCUGUAAUCAACUACAAAUCCAACUCUUUCAGGAAUCCAAAGAAGAUAGAAGCCAUGGCCAGUGAUCUAAACACACGACUCUCAAAGAAAACAAAUCUUUUUGGUCUCCAAGUGUGGGAGCUCAUAGGAAUUGGAGUAGGCCUCGUCAUCCUCUCCAUCCUCUGCCUCCUCUCACUCUGUUUAACUUCACUUAAGAAGAAGUCAAAAAAGCCAACAAACAGCUUCCCUCUCACUCAAAUCCCAACUCUUUCAAAGGAAAUAAAGGCAGUGGAAGACAACAUAACAAUCCACAUGGGGAAGGAGAAGAGUUACAGCAGUGAAUCAGGGUCAUUUCUUCAUCCAUUGGCUUUUGGCUAUGGAUCUCAGUCAGGGGAUGAAGGCAGCUCUGGCACUGUCACAAUGUACAGACCCUUUUCGUCGUCCCCGACCACGGUGGUCCGUUCGCCACUGGCCGGGCUGCCGAACGUGGCUCGGUUGGGGUGGGGCUACUGGUUUACUCUGAGAGAGCUGGAUCUUGCCACAAACUUGUUCUCCCAAGAGAAUGUCAUUGGGGAAGGUGGGUAUGGAGUUGUGUAUAGAGGAUGCUUGCUCAAUGGGACACCAGUGGCAGUCAAGAAGAUUCUCAAUAGCCAGGGCCAAGCAGAGAAGGAAUUCAGAGCGGAAGUAGAAGCAAUUGGGCAUGUGCGCCACAAGAAUUUGGUUCGUCUUCUGGGAUACUGCAUUGAAGGGACUCAUAGGAUGCUUGUUUACGAGUAUGUAAACAAUGGAAGCUUAGAGCUGUGGCUGCAUGGAGGAAUGGGAGAGAAUACACAUCUUACGUGGGACGCUCGCAUGAAGAUCAUGCUCGGGACUGCCAAAGGGCUUGCGUACUUGCAUGAGGCAAUCGAGCCAAAGGUUGUGCAUCGAGACAUCAAAGCAAGCAACAUUCUAAUAGACGAGAAUUUCAAUGCCAAGCUAUCAGACUUUGGGCUGGCCAAGUUGAUGGAUGCUGGGAAGACUCAUGUUACAACACGAGUUAUGGGCACAUUUGGAUAUGUAGCUCCUGAAUAUGCAAAUACCGGGCUUUUGAACGAGAAGAGCGAUGUGUAUAGCUUUGGAGUUGUGCUGGUAGAGACAAUCACAGGAAGAGAUCCAGUGGACUAUGAACGUCCACCCAAACAGGUGAAUGUGGUAGAUUGGCUUAAAAUGAUGAUUGGAAGUAGAAGAUGUGAAGAAGUGGUGGACCCAAAGAUAGGAGAAAGGCCAUCCACGAGAGGGCUGAAAAGAGUGCUGUUGGUUGCAUUGAGAUGUGUGGAUCCAGAUUUUGACAACAGACCAAAAAUGGCCCAAGUCGUUCGAAUGCUUGAAUCUCACCAUUAUUCUUCUCAUUCUCAUAGACCUUCCUCCUAAUGAAUUUUCGUAAUGUCUAUUUUAGUCAUUGCAUACUUCAAA